AUGGCCACGGUAGUGUCUGCCAUAGACAGUGAUUGGUACGAUGCGCAUGCGACUUGUUACGGCGACAUGGGCGGCGGAGAAACCAUGCAGGGAGCUUGUGGAUAUGGAGAUCUUUUCAAACAAGGAUAUGGACUAAAGACCGCAGCACUGAGUACGGCCCUUUUCAAUGAUGGACUUACCUGUGGCGCUUGUUUCGAGAUCUAUUGUCACAACGACCCGCAGUGGUGCAUUCCGAAUGCCGGUUCAAUCAAAAUCACUGCAACAAACUUCUGCCCUCCGAACUACACCCCAAAUAAACCGGACGCCUGGUGCAAUCCUCCGCAGAAGCACUUCGACCUUUCCGUGAAAAUGUUCACGAAGCUUGCGGAGUACAGGGCCGGAAUCAUCCCCGUCCGCUAUCGCCGCAUCUCGUGUUCCAAGCAUGGAGGAAUCAAGUUCGAGAUCAACGGGAACCCGUACUUUACCCUCGUGCUAAUUUACAACGUGGGCGGCGCCGGGGACGUGAACGCCGUGAAGAUCAAGGGCUCGAACACUCAAUGGAUCGCGAUGAGUCGUAACUGGGGGCAAAAUUGGCAGACCGGAACUGUCUUGACGGGGCAAAGCUUAUCGUUUCAAGUCACCGUGAGUGACGGGAAGAAAGUAAAACUCAAUAAUGUGGCGCCUGCUGGGUGGCAAUUUAGGCAUACAUACAACGGGAGAAACAAUAUCUAG
Eucalyptus grandis is the source of this 711-nucleotide messenger RNA. Its product is annotated as expansin-A22. Bases 1 to 711 code for a protein of 236 amino acids. The transcript has 2 exons. The record is from RefSeq and is a predicted model, not a curated record. Gene Ontology annotation, cellular component: extracellular region. Gene Ontology annotation, biological process: plant-type cell wall organization. NCBI's taxonomy places the organism in Eukaryota, Viridiplantae, Streptophyta, Magnoliopsida, Myrtales, Myrtaceae.